AUGCUGGGGCGUCUUUGCUCACCAACAUGCUCUGCCGCAGUUUCCCUAACGAUUCGGAGCUGCUCUGUGCCUGCAGAAAAGACAUUGGAGGCAGUAGCAGUCGAUGUUGAGGGAGGUGGACCUCGGCUUGAUAUUUCGGGUCUCAAGCCCCGACAUCGUGUGAUCGCAGCUGGCGGUAUGCCGCCGCUCGAAUUCGAGUGGGAACGCAAGCGAAGCGCUCAGCGAGAACGCUUUGGCACCUACGGCUUAAAAAGUGGAGUUGAUCCAUCGAUUUGCUGGCCUACAGUCGAGGAAAUUGAGGAGGAACAGGCAGUAGGUCUCUAUCGUGAGUACGACACAUGCGUUAGGGAAAUGAAAGCACUGAAGCAAAAGAAGGCUGCCAAAGAGGCUGCAAGGAUAGCAGAAUUGGAGAAGAAUCUCAAAAAGUAUCCAGAAGUACUUGCCAAGUACGAGGCUUCACAAGUUAAGGCCGAAAAGGAGCGUGAUGAGAAGGAGAUAGCGUUGGAGAAUCGAAUACGAGAGAUACAGGAAUACUUCGGCUAUUGGAUGGACCCGAAAGACCCACGAUUUGAAGUUAUGCUUCAGCAAAAGGAACAAGAGGAGAAAAAGGCAGCGAAGCUUGCGAAAAGAGCAGAGAUGCAGAAAAAGAAGAUUGCGGAAAUAAUGACAGAUGUGACGAUGAGUCAGGUAGAGCCAGCGGCUGUUCCAUGUUCUACAAAAAAGCCAGCGGUACCGUCAGUAGAGUGCAGUUUGCAUCCAUUAGUCAUUAUAAACAUGUCCGAGCACUGGACGAGGAUGCGAGCACAAAGUCGGGACAAAACUGCUCAGAAGGUGUUUGGAGCUGUCUUGGGCAAGGUCGACGAGGGCCACGUUGAAAUGGUCAAUUCAUUCGAGUUGCGAAUGUUUACGCUUGAUGGACAUGUUAGGUUUAAUGAAGAAUUUUUACGUCAAAGGCUCAGCCAGUAUAAAGAGGUCAGUUUCUGUCAUCUUCCCUCAGCUUUUGAAAUUACCUUGAUUUUUUUUCAUUUUUCGAAGAACAAACCAGGCAAACUGAUACUGCUGAAGAAAGAAUGUGCAGAUGAAGUAGCAGCCAAAUGCGAAUUUUCCUUCCGAACGUGUGUUCAUACAUUUCUUCGGCGUUGUGAGCAUGCUGAGCGAAAAAGUAUAGUUCCAAUCUUUAGCUCUGGAUCGACCUAUAACUUCUCUUCACUCAAAACCGUGGCCUUUCUCCAAAAAAAAAAACGAAACGCCUAA
Messenger RNA from Cooperia oncophora, 1254 nucleotides. The record is from the annotation of a GenBank genome assembly. NCBI's taxonomy places the organism in Eukaryota, Metazoa, Nematoda, Chromadorea, Rhabditida, Trichostrongylidae.